This is a messenger RNA of Salvelinus namaycush (lake trout), 1263 nucleotides long. Its product is annotated as emerin-like. The record is from RefSeq and is a predicted model, not a curated record. Lineage: Eukaryota; Metazoa; Chordata; Actinopteri; Salmoniformes; Salmonidae. The coding region runs from base 198 to 779 and encodes 193 amino acids. The transcript is spliced from 6 exons.
ACCCUUCCGGGUUUUAGAAACUUUGUGGUUAGAGGGUCCAAGGCCGUUCUAUUCAUAAUAUUUCUAUGGUAGCAAUGUGUGGAAGUGGGUGGUGCCAGAACAUUGUUGAUUUUUGCAAAUUAAACUGUAGUUAAUGUAGCCAGUCAACACGAGUAAUUUUCCGUUGCAAUCAAAGAGCAAAAUAUAUAGCCGACAGUAUGGCCACACUGAGAAGUAAGUCUGACCAAGAAAUCAGGGAACUGUUGGACGAGUAUGAAAUUAAGCACGGACCUAUCGUUGACACUACAAGGCCCCUGUAUGAGAAGAAGCUAAAAGAGGCCAUGGCCAAAGACAAGAAAGUCACAAAACCAUCCUCAGACAAAACCUUCUACAGAGAAGAGCAGGAAGAAGUCACUUAUGUUACCUAUCGGACACCAGUUAUAAGUGAAGUGCCUUCAGGAGAUGGAAAACCCUACAUGAGGUCAAGACCAGAGUAUAGUGAGAGGGACUUUGUGGAUGACAAACUCUAUUCAAGAUCAAGACCAGAGUACAGCAGCGGAAGACAAUACGUUGAUGAGCCCCAUGUCUACAACACACCAUCAUACUCCUCUUACUCCAAACCAAUGCCUGUGGUGAAGGCUGGAGGUGUCGUUGUGAAGGAGGAAAUAACAGAGAGCUCUGGGAAACUGGUCCCUCUCUGGAUCCAGUUACUGGUCUUCCUGAUCGUAGCAGGGUUCCUGUACUUCAUAUUUAUCAACAUGGAGUCCGUAGAGAGUAACCCCUUUAACAGAAUCCAAUAAUCACAUUUUUCCAAAAUCUGGGAUGUGUUCAUUAGGCAGAACAUUUUUAAGAAAACAGUCCAAAAUGGGGAAGUACUAAUAAUAAAAUCGCAAAUUUUCCUAUUGGACAACAUUUUUAAAAUGAAUGAAUAUGUCCCAGUGUUCAAAUUUUGACAUAUGUAUUAAGGCAAAUCCCAUGCCUGUCAUUCUUUGUGCUUGUGGUUUAUAUAAAAAAGGUGACUGACAUUGGAUUCUGCCAAAGGAAAGCCAGAACAUUUCCUCCCGUCCAGACUCGUAUUUAGCUACUAGAUGAUGUAUAGUAUUCUUUUAUCAUACAACUAUGUUACCAAAAUAGGGUGCUUCUACUAUGGGUAAUAGUGAUGACACUUUCUCACAGUACUGUCUUCAUCAUCUCCCAAAAAAUGUAGUGUCCACAGCUCAUAGUAAAUACAUUUACAUAUAUAUAUACACUGCUCAAAAAAAUAAAGGGAACACUUAAACAACA